Molecule: messenger RNA, 1197 nt
Organism: Cotesia congregata
Lineage: Eukaryota; Metazoa; Arthropoda; Insecta; Hymenoptera; Braconidae
Source: the annotation of a GenBank genome assembly
AUGACAAAUGCGAAACAUUACCGAGAAGCAUGGGAAAAUCAACCUAUUUUCAAAGGUUGGCUGACUAAAAAUUCAAGUGAGUUGAUUACAGCGGGGCAUGGCGAAGCACGAUGUAAAUUUUGCAAGGCAUCUUUAAGAGCUCAUGCUUCUGAUUUGAAAAAGCAUGCCGGUACCGGAUCUCAUCUAGCUCAAGCAAAAUUGUGGAACAUAAAAAAACAACCCUCUUUGAUAAGUCAUAUUAAUUCCUCGCAACAGAAAGAACUGAAGAUUGCGGAAUUAAAAAUGGUUUUGUACAUAGCUAGUCACAGCUCAGUCAAGAGUGUUGAUCACUUGGGCGAGGUUUUAAAAGAACUUGGAAAAGGAAGUCAAUUGGAAAAAUUACGCCUCCACCGGACCAAAGCUUCCAAGCUUAUGUUAAAUGUUGUGGCACCGGCAAUGUUAGAGGAACUUAUCGAUGACAUUGGUGAACAAGAUUACUCUAUAAUCUUGGAUGAGUCAACUGAUGUAUCAACUAUUAAAUACAUGGCAUAUUGUGUUCGCUAUUUCAUGUUUACUGCCACAGCUGAAAGUUUGUUUAAAAACUUUAAAGAGUUUUUGACAAAAGUAGGCCUAAAUAUAAAUAAACUUGUGGCUAUUGGUACAGAUGGAGCUAAUAAUAUUUGUGGUUUUAAACAUAGUUUGUUUACUCUGAUCCGAAAAGAGUAUCCUAAUGUUCAGCUCAUGAAAUGUAGCUGCCAUUCUCUCAGCCUAUGUGCUUCGAAAGCAAGCGACGAGUUGCCAGCAUCGGUUGAAUUUCUGUUACGCGAGUCGAGAAAUUGGUUUUCACGAAGCCCACUACGACAAACUACUUACAAAAACAUGUACGAGAAGUUGAGUAGUGGUAAUAAACCUCCUAAAUUAGUACAGUUAUCAGAUACGCGUUGGUUAGCGUGGACAAACGAAGUUUCAGUUGUUUUGAAGCAAUGGGAUGCCUUAAAAGGUUUUUUUGUACAGUUAGAAGCUUCUCCGACAAACAAGUGUAUUAUCGCUCGAAAUCUUGGCCAGAUGUACCGAGACGAUAGCAAUCUUCUCUAUUUAAUUUUUUUAGAUACUGUUCUAAAAGAAGUAACAGACUUGAACAUAGCUUUUCAAAAAGCAAAUGCUGAUAUUACAAAAUUAUAUUCUGAGCUUAGAAGAUUACUGUUGUCUGUUGCCUGA